AAUGAACUGUAGUUCAUGCUGCAGAAAGCUACGCUGCACCGCGGGGCUGUAUUUCUCACUUCCCAGAGCGGCUCCUCUGAAAAUUCUGUGUUCUCCCCCAGCCCCGUUCUCUCCAGCUGCCCUCCAAGACUGUGUCCUUUAUCCUUUGGCGAAGGAGUUGAGUUUGACCCUUUACCACCAAAGGAAAUAAGGUACACAUCCUCAGUUAAAUACGACUCGGAGAAGCACUUCAUCGAUGACAUCUAUAUGCCAGUGGGCUUAAGCGUUUCCUCUUGCAGUCAGACAAUCAUCUGUGUCCCAGACUGCACGUGGCGCAGUUACAAAUCUGAGGUCCACUUCGAGCCCCGCAACAAGCCCCAGCGUUUCACCAGCACCACCAUCGUCUACCCGAAGCACGCCAAGACUGUGUACACCACCACGCUGGAUUACAACUGUCGUAAAACCACGCGGCGGUUCCUCUCCAGCAUAGAGCUGGAAACGUCGGAGUAUCUUGGGAACGACUGUGGCCUGGACGGAUGCUGACUGACAGCCGUCUCUCUUGCUCUGAUCCAUCCCAGUCCCGUCUAACGUACUGUGCUAACUCUCCACUAGCUAAAGCGGGUGCAGACCCCAACUUCCUGGUCAGGCUAAGGGAACCUUACCUGUCACCACCUCUUUCUCAGCUCUUAAUUCCUGCUUUAAGCAUCAGAACGGCCUGAACGCAGUUUUCUGUGGGAACAGAACUUAGUAAGGAACUUUUUCUUUGCCUUUAAAGUCAUGAAUUCCCUCCCCUUCCCCGCAGUGCAGCAAUCAGAUGAAAAUAAUGGGAAGUAUUUUCCUGGAGAAAAAAGCGACAGAUAAGAAAGAAUGUGGGAUAGAACCUGGCAGGUGGAAAUCUAUUUGAUGCUUUGUGGUCUUGCACAAAAACAAGGGCAGUUCACUCUCUCGCAGAGAAUCCACCAGGUCGUUAGGUUACUGAUAGCCAGAGCUGUCAUUUAUUUCACUUUAGAUCAUAAGACUGUUUUCUCUAGAACCACCACCUCCUAGAAAUAGCUGGGAAAAGCUAGCAGAAAAAAAAUCUAGAAUUCUGCAUUUAACAGAUAUAAAAAAAAAUGUUAUCCUGUGGCAUUUGUGUCGGGUUUGAAGGUGUGAGUUGGAAAGAAGAGGAAUUCUGAGUAGAACAGGAGAUAAACUGCCAGGCAGCAGAGAAAGGAUCAGGUCAGUCAAGUUCUUUAGGUGAACGGCGCGAUGUCUCUUCUGUACUUAACAGUGACUCCUACAGCGCUGUAGUCUGUAGCACACUAGCAUUUGUGUGUGUGUAGUGGACUUGUAAUGAAGAAUAUCAGGCCAAAAAUUCCCCCUGUGUUGAUGGAAAGACAGGUCUUGACUAUGUGGUGGUGGAAAAACACCGGUGCCUCCUUUUUACUGACAUUGUACUGCCUGCCCUAAGGGAGUUAUCGCUAGAAAGUUUCAGAAAAUGCACAGUGUGUACAGGGACUGGAAUGGAGCAGGAGAUGCUGGGGUCGGGCGUGAGAGGCUGUCGUGGUAGGGGUUGUGACGAGGUGGAUGGUGGCAAAGGACGGGCAAAUUAUUAUUGUGUAACAAAAUCCCCAGCUGUAGCUCUGCUUCCCCACUGAGCUCAUUGCGUGUCCUCUCUGGACUUUGGUAUUCAGGAUGUCACUGGGAUGGGGCAGCCUUUGCCUGUCUGUAGGCUGCUGAAUAACCCCUCCAGUCCCACGUGUGUGAUGAGUUUGGGGACCAAAGGGAAUUACUUCAGAUACUAUGAAAGUCCAUCUGGAUCUUGCAUGCCUUAGUUCAUCAUCUGCUUCGAUGAAAAUAACACAGAGAGGGUUCUUACUUUACCCAGAUGGUUUUUUCUAUAUUGACAGAGAGCAGUGUAGUGUGGGGAGCAUCUGCUUUUGGGAGUGUGGCUUAUGUUGGUGGCUCGUGUGGUGUAGCAGCUCAGAAGCACUUGGUAGACUUGAGUUAGCUGGACACAGCUUUUCCAUGUAUUCCAAAACUCCUCUGAGCUGUGGGUCACCUUCCGGUGCAACAUCAGCCCUGGACCUGCUUUUAAAGAGGACUUUGCUAGUGCGUAGCCCCAAGGGUGAGUUUUGUGGUGAGUGAGAAACUCGGGCGCCUGUUCUUGAGCUGUGCUUACUUAAUGCGUGUUUGUGCAAGUGUGAUGGAUGGUGUGAAAGUGCACUCUCGUGUGAGCUGAAACGGUUUGGGAGACUAAAAAUGCAGCAUGAAGGAAGGCUUAAGUUCGUGUGGUUUGGUUUUUUUGUUGUUGUUUUUUUACUUAUUUAUUAGCUCAGAACAGAACGUCCUUAAUCUGUGGUAUUUGCCUCAGUAAAUCAGAUCCCAAAACAAUUCCAGGGUGACAGAGAAUGCCAAAGUCAGGUAGGCAUUGCUCCAGAGUUGUUAAGAGCAGCACGGUCUUCUCAUUAAACAUGUUGGUUUCAGACUAUUUAGGUGUGUCUUAAAUACGUGUUGCGAUUCUCCCCUAAACAUCACCCCAAGAUACUCCUGUGGUGUAACAGAAGGCUCAGCUCAGCCCCUGAAGGGGUGUGGGGGGGUUCGAACGGACAGAACUCCCCUUUGCAUCGUUGCUUGCUUCGCAGUUUCGUGUACCUUGCUCCUGAAACAUCUGGUGCUGGCCACUGUGGGACGCAGGAUGCUGGAAGAACACGGGCCCUGGAUUGCUCCAACAACGCUCUUCCGAUGAGUUCAUUUGCCAGACAUCUAAGAGAAGAUUAUUUUAAGUUGUAAUGAUCAAUCGUCCCUAGUUAGAAAUGAAAUGACCCUUACACUAUGGUUUUAGGAUAAAGCACCUGAUUUUUUAUAAAGCAAACUUAAUUAUGUACCUCUUAAAAAUAUUUUAAUUGGUAGAGAUACAUUUUAAAUUAUUUAUGUUCCAACAUUUGCAAAGCUCUGAUUAGCUCUGUGCAAGUGUUCUGAUGUUUGUGACAUUUCCUACCCUCCCUUCUAAUUUUCAAUUUGUCUUUUACUUUAUUGGUAAUAAAUGAUCUGAAAACCAUCA
Molecule: messenger RNA, 3022 nt
Organism: Athene cunicularia (burrowing owl)
Lineage: Eukaryota; Metazoa; Chordata; Aves; Strigiformes; Strigidae
Gene: RFLNB
Product: refilin B
Exons: 3
Coding region: 16-522 (168 amino acids)
Biological process (GO): skeletal system morphogenesis; negative regulation of bone mineralization involved in bone maturation; negative regulation of chondrocyte development
Cellular component (GO): actin filament bundle
Molecular function (GO): filamin binding
Source: RefSeq, a predicted model, not a curated record